Messenger RNA from Wallemia ichthyophaga EXF-994, 486 nucleotides. RefSeq names its product 60S ribosome subunit biosis protein nip7. Gene Ontology annotation, molecular function: RNA binding. The transcript is spliced from 3 exons. NCBI's taxonomy places the organism in Eukaryota, Fungi, Basidiomycota, Wallemiomycetes, Wallemiales, Wallemiaceae. Gene Ontology annotation, cellular component: nucleus. The coding region runs from base 1 to 486 and encodes 161 amino acids. The record is from RefSeq and is a predicted model, not a curated record. Gene Ontology annotation, biological process: ribosome assembly.
AUGAACUAUCUGAUCAAGAUCCCAGGGCAAGAACCUCGUUCACCUCCUCUGCUCAGGCUACAGAAGGAUAAGGUGUUCCUCCUCAACACCCCUAUAAACAACCUCGCCACGUCUAUUGCCCGUCCAAAUCUCAUUAGCAUCGGUCAAUGCCUCGGAAAAUUCACAAAAUCUGGAAAAUUUAAACUUGGAAUUGGCUCGUUGGAUGUUCUGGCGAGGUGGGCGAGGUUUAAGGUCUGGGUUAAACCAAACGGUGAACUUCCCUUCCUCUACGGAAAUCACGUCGUUAAGGCACACCUCGGCAGAAUCACUGAAGACACCCCCGAACAUCAAGGUGUCGUCGUUCUUAGCAUGGCUGAUGUCCCCCUCGGUUUCGGUGUCAGCGCGAGAUCCACUGUCGAUACCCGCAAGCUAGACCCCACUGGCCUCGUCGUUUUCCAUCAAGCUGAUGUCGGUGAGUAUUUGAGAGAUGAAGAUAGUUUGUUUUAG